AUGAGCAACAGACCAUACAGAGAACUGGUGGGUAGCCUCAUAUAUUUGGCCAACGCCACACAACCAGAUAUCGCUUUCGCAGCUGUUACUUUAAGUCGAUUCUGCAGUGAUCCCGGAGAAGCGCAUUGGUCUUAUGCAAAACGGAUAUUAAGGUACUUGAAAGGAACGUCACAUUAUAGCAUCAAGUACAUCAAAAACGAAGAUAAGUUUACAGCCUAUACAGAUUUCAAUUGGGCUGGAGAUGAGAAUGACGGGAAGUCAUGCACAGGAAACGUCGUCAUAUUAGCUGAUGGUCCAAUUAGCUGGAAAUCCAGGAAGCAAACUUCUUUGGCUCUCUGA
Messenger RNA from Solenopsis invicta (red fire ant), 339 nucleotides. Its product is annotated as secreted RxLR effector protein 161-like. The transcript has a single exon. The record is from RefSeq and is a predicted model, not a curated record. NCBI's taxonomy places the organism in Eukaryota, Metazoa, Arthropoda, Insecta, Hymenoptera, Formicidae. Bases 1 to 339 code for a protein of 112 amino acids.